This is a messenger RNA of Chara braunii, 2546 nucleotides long. The record is from the annotation of a GenBank genome assembly. Lineage: Eukaryota; Viridiplantae; Streptophyta; Charophyceae; Charales; Characeae.
CUCGGGCACUCAAUGCCCGAUUGUUGGACCUGGAACAGGCAGUACCAGGACCAGCUGCUGGAGCUUCCAGCAGUGCACCSUCAAGCCGCCAACUGGAGGACCGCGUUGACCACGUAGUGGCAAUGCUCGCCGACAUCAGCACCUUCGCUGCGCCGACCACCACCAUCAGCAGUCAGCUGCAUACAUUAAAGACCGAGGUCCAGAAGCUGCAGUCGACGAACGCGGACGAGAAUCCGAAGAUGUACAAGAUGCCAACUUUCAACCUGGAGAGGUUCGACGAUUACACGCAACAGGAUCCCGUCCUCUGGUGGGAAGCAUUCACAACACAACUCAGGAUUCUGCCAGUAGCCAAGCAUUCGUACAUCGGCGCCCUGUUCCUGAACUUUAAGGGCGGAUGCCAGACCUGGUUGAGCCACCUGGCAACCUCCCACGACGUCGACGUACCAGACUUAAAGGACGUAAUCACAUGGGAGGAACUAACACGACUGUGGAAGAAGCGGUUCAUCGUCGACGACGCGCCGACACUCGCCAUCAACCGUUUGUUCACCAUGUCACAGGGCAACACAGCAACACGGGAAUGGCUCACGGAGUGGCAGAAGAUUGCGGUUGUGCCCAAUUUGAACCUACCAUUCGAGCAUCUAUGCCGUGAGUUCUACAACAGGUCCUAUGCGGCAUUGAGCCAGACUCUUGGUGAUCACGAGCAGUACUCAACCUUCGCGGAGAUCAUUGACAAAGCGAGGGAGAUCAUCAAGACCAACAGAUUCGGCCGCCUUGCUAGCGGCCUCCUGCACAUCUGGGGAGGAUGCGAAUGUCGCAAGUCCUCGGUAUACUUACGAGGAUUAUGCUGUCCACUUGGUUCCACCGCUGGACCAACCGCUCCACGUGCAACAGUCCACCGCAUGCAACCGAUUCGGCAGCUUCGCCGCAAUCUAUCGUCGGGGAUUCAGUGGCUGUCCGUUCCCUCGACCGGACGAUUGCCGAAACCGCAUUGCAACGUGCUUAUGGCACAAUUGUGGGACUACUCGCACACUGCAGUACCAGCUCCGUUGAUGGACGCCGGAGCAGAGGUUGUCGACCUUCACGUUUACAUUGCGAAAAUCGACCGCGAGUUCAAGACGCAACGGUACGACAACAUCGACGCACCAUUGUUAUACAUACGCAUUCAGAUUGGAGAGGCGACCUGCAGUGCCUUAAUCGAUUGCGGAGCAUCUCGCAACUACAUCAGCCAGGACUUCAUGGUACGCGUCAGCCUUGGCCCACGUGUCCGGAGGAAGUCCCAGCCUAUGCAAGUCACUCUGGCAGACGGUCAUACGCACAAGUCCGUCGACCGGUGCAUUGACGCCGUCCCAGGGUACUUUGCCCCUCACGCAAGUGAGGCGGUGUCCUUUGACAUUUUGGACACGAAAUUCGACAUGAUCUUGGGCAUGUCGUGGCUGCGAAGCAAGGAUCACCCGGUGAACUUCUUCAACCGCAUCGUUCACGUUCGUGACCGGAACGGAGUACUAGUUCCAUGCACGGUGCCUCUUCCUCAUCCUUCGAUUAGCUGCCACGUGGUAUCCGCCGCAAGCAUGCGAGCUUCCAUCAUUAGAGACGACAUCGAGGAGAUGGGGGUGUGUUUUCUCCACGCCCUCCCGCCCCAUGACGCUUCAUCGACGGACUCACCUUCGGAUCCGCGCAUCACCGAACUUCUCGACGCCUACAGCRACGUGUUCGAAGGCCCGCACGGAGUARUACYGGAUCGACCCAUCCGCCACGAKAUCAUCUUCGAGGACGGGGCCGUACCUCCGCACGGUUGCAUCUACCGAAUGAGCGAGGAAGAGUUAAGUGUGCUUCGGGCACAACUCGACGACCUUCUAGAGAAAGGCUGGAUUCGGCCUAGCUCAUCGCCAUACGGUGCUCCUGUUCUCUUCGUCCGGAAAAAGAACAAGGACCUGCGGUUGUGCAUCGAUUAUCGCAAGCUCAACGCGCAGACGAUGAGGAACGCCGACCCUCUCCCACGCAUCGACGACCUUCUCGAGCGAUUGGGCGGCGCCCAGUUCUUCUCUAAGUUGGAUCUCAAGUCAGGGUACCACCAACUCGAGAUUCGCAAGGAGGAUCGCUACAAGACCGCGUUCAAGACACGGUAUGGGCAUUUCGAAUGGCUGGUCAUGCCAUUUGGCCUUACGAAUGCCCCAACCACUUUCCAAGCGUCUAUGACGACGGAGUUCCGACACAUGCUGGAUCGUUUCGUACUUAUCUACCUCGCUGACAUUCUGGCUUACAGCCGGAGUCUGGACGAGCAUGUGGAACACCUGCGCACCAUUUUGGAGCGGCUACGACAAGCCAAGUACAAAGCAAACCGCGACAAGUGCGAGUUCGCACAGCAGGAUCUGGAGUACUUGGGACACUAUGUGACGCCGCAAGGCAUCCGUCCGCUUGCGGACAAGAUCGAGGCCCUACGAGUAUGGCCCGAGCCCACCAACAUCACGGACGUUCGUUCAUUCAUGGGGUUGGCGGGCUACUAUUAGCGAUUCAUCACCGGAUACUCCAGGAUUGCUGCACCUAUG